This is a messenger RNA of Seriola dumerili (greater amberjack), 607 nucleotides long. It is a transcript of the gene chmp2a, whose product is annotated as charged multivesicular body protein 2a. The transcript has 4 exons. Gene Ontology annotation, biological process: late endosome to vacuole transport; protein transport; endosome transport via multivesicular body sorting pathway. The annotation marks the transcript as partial. Lineage: Eukaryota; Metazoa; Chordata; Actinopteri; Carangiformes; Carangidae. The record is from RefSeq and is a predicted model, not a curated record. Gene Ontology annotation, cellular component: ESCRT III complex; multivesicular body.
GUGAAACUAUCGCAACACGGAAGAGAAGGAAAGAAAACAAAUAAUCGUUUAAAUUUGUGUCGGAUUGGAUUCGGAGAAUACGCCCUGAAACACCUUUUACUUUCUGGAUUAAAGUCUCCUGGUUCACGAUGGAGUUCCUUUUUGGAAGGAAAAAGACCCCAGAGGAAAUGCUGAGGCAAAACCAGAGGGCGCUCAACCGAGCCAUGAGAGAACUGGACCGAGAGCGAAUGAAGCUGGAGCAACAGGAGAAGAAGAUCAUCGCUGACAUAAAGAAAAUGGCCAAACAGGGACAAAUGGAUGCCGUCAAGAUCAUGGCCAAGGAUUUGGUUCGUACAAGGCGCUAUGUAAAGAAGUUCAUCAUGAUGAAAGCAAACAUCCAGGCUGUCAGUCUAAAGAUACAGACACUCAAGUCCAACAACAGCAUGGCACAGGCUAUGAAAGGCGUCACCAAAGCCAUGGCCACCAUGAACAGACAGCUGAAACUGCCUCAGAUUCAGAAGAUCAUGAUGGAGUUUGAACGACAGAGCGAGAUCAUGGACAUGAAGGAAGAGAUGAUGAAUGACGCCAUUGACGAUGCCAUGGGUGAUGAGGAUGAUGAGGAGGAGAG